AUGGCGAGCGGAGAGCCAGUUCUGGGCAGUCUUUUUGUAUACGCCCCUAACCAAGCCGCGCCAAUCUUCUUCACCAUUGCCUUUGGCCUCUCGGCAGUCGGACACAUAUGGCAGUGCAUUCGAUAUAAGAGCUUCAAGCUUCUCGGGUUACACCCGCUCUGCGCCAUUCUCUUUACAGCCGGCUAUGCUCUGCGGGAAUACGGAUCCAUGAACUACCUGUACAGCGACCAAAAUCUGAUAAUAUACAUACUGAGCCAGGUUUUCAUCUACGUUUGCCCUCCACUUCUCGAGCUCGCCAACUAUCAUGUCCUCGGCCGAGUACUAUACUACAUCCCGUAUCUCGCACCUAUGCCUCCGGGAAGAGUGCUGGCUACGUUUGGUGCCUUGAUGGCGCUUGUCGAGACCCUGAACGCUGUCGGUGUAGCAUUGAGCUCUAACCCAUCAUCGGAUAUCUCGCAGCAAAAAUUGGGGAGCAACUUGAUCAUAUCCGCUCUCGUAAUCCAGCUCGUCGUCAUUCUCAUUUUCGUCGUGCUCGCCGGCAUUUUCCACGGGCGUUGCAGGAGAUCCAACUUGCACGUCAAGGCCGUCUCCACCACUCUAGUCGUGCUGUAUAUCAGCAUGGCCCUCAUUCUGAUCCGUUGCAUCUAUCGCCUGGUGGAGCAUGUGGGCAACACCACGGUGGACAUUUCCGACCUGGAGCUGCUCGAGGCGCUGAGUCCCCUUUUGCGCUACGAGGUGUACUUUUACAUAUUCGAGGCCAGUGUCAUGCUUAUCAAUUCCGUGAUAUGGAAUAUCUGGCACCCGGGCCGUUCCCUCCCCAGGAGCUCCAACGUUCACUUGUCGCCAGAUGGGGAGACGGAAGUCACCGACAGAGAGGACGUGGAUGAUCGGUCGCUCUUAGCCAAGGUGGCGUGUAUUCUAACGUUUGGCAUUUUGCUCCGCAAAAGGACCAAGAAUGCUCCAUUUCACGAGCUUGACGAUUACCAGGCUGCCCGCUAG
Metarhizium acridum CQMa 102 is the source of this 999-nucleotide messenger RNA. The record is from RefSeq and is a predicted model, not a curated record. Lineage: Eukaryota; Fungi; Ascomycota; Sordariomycetes; Hypocreales; Clavicipitaceae.